This is a messenger RNA of Paramecium sonneborni, 421 nucleotides long. The record is from the annotation of a GenBank genome assembly. NCBI's taxonomy places the organism in Eukaryota, Ciliophora, Oligohymenophorea, Peniculida, Parameciidae.
AUGUUUUCUAAUUCAAGUGAGUAUGAUUUACGAGUGUUUUUAUGUUCCUAUUAAGAUGCUCUACAUUGUUUAAAAUAAUCAGCAGAUAAAUCAACAUUAAGAAAAAAUUAUGAAAAUAUUGCUAAUCGACUUACAAUUUAUGUGAAACAAAAGAAAGUAUUUAAUUUAAAAUAAUAUAGAUGUUUGGAGAAGCAAACUUAUCUAAAAAUGAAGAGAGAGACAUCUUAGCAUUUCAAUAUACACAGUAAAAUAUUAAAAUAUGUAUAAAAAUAGUUAUAUAUUUUUAAAAUAUUUACCAGAUUUCGACAAUUUUAAAGGAAAUUAUGAUUAAUUGAAGACAAUACUUAAUAAUUCAUUUAAUUCUCUAUCUUCAGAUUUUUAAUAGUAUUCAUAAUCAUCAUAGUAAUAAUAAACAUAAUGA